CUCAUGCUGCUCACUACCAUCACAUGUCAAUUCGUGGAAGAGUCGUUGUACCAAGACGAGUGAUAGUUUAUAAUAGAAAGUAACGGUUUUUUCUUGUGUCUACGGACAGAUCGACGCUCAUAAGAAAAUCUCUUCAAGUAGUGAAAAGCUUCUCUGAUUAAAACUAGUUUUUCUAAGAUAAUUCUUGAUGUUGAAACACGAAUCCGAUGUCCAUUUUUGUGUCCAUAUUGAGUUUGUGAAUGAAUCUUUAGAAAUCUAGACUCUACAUCCGUUUACCGAGAGAUUCUGAUCUGACCAAUUUGUAGAGCUUAUCGAGUUACACAUGUAGAAAGAGUUUUAGGUUUUGCUAAGUUUCAAAAAUUUUAUUUUCAAGUACAGCGAAAUGUCCAAGGGGUAAAAAGCACAGACUCUGGACUUUUACGGAUUUUAAUGAACUUUGACAGUCUACCGAAGUCCAAAGUACAAUGGAGUCUAAUAAAGUCUGUAAAGGCCAGAAAAGGUUGUAAGUUUAUCUAAAUCGCCGUCAGAUUGGUUUCUGGUUGGUCAGAUCAGAAUCUCUCGGUGAACAGAUGUAGAGUCUAGAUUUCUAAAGAUUCAUUCACAAACUCAAUAUGGACACAAAAACGAACAUCGGAUUCGCGUUUCGACAUCAAGAAUUAUCUUAGAAAAACUAGUUUUAAUCACUUGGAAAGAUUCUCUUGUAGGUCUCUAGAAAAUGCUUAUAUUUUCUCAUACUAUCCUCUACACUCGUUGUGUGACGUUGUUUAUUUUCGUCUAUUGACAAGAUUGUUUUUGUUUAUUUAGGCAAUGUUGAUGAUGAAUUAAUCUCUCAUUCACCAAUUGAACAAUCUUUAACAAAUUUAAAACAAUUACAUCAUUUAAUUCGUGAUCAACAUCCAACGAUUGUCAAAGCACUUGAUUCUAUUACUUUACAAUUAAAUAUUAUUAAAGAGACAUUAUACGAACAUAUUGUUAAACAGUUGCACAUUUGUAUAGAAAAAGUCUAUAAAUACAUGUAUAACAAAGAUCAAACACAAUUAAUAAUUAGUGUUAAACAAAUAAUUGAUCAACUUAAAGAAUUGAUAUUUGAUGCUGUUAAUGGUCAAUAUGACCAAUUUCUUAUUUCUCAAGAUUAUUACAAUGAAAUGAAUUUAAUUGAUCGAGAAUAUAUUAAUUAUAUUAAAAUACAAUUUAAUCAAGAUUUCAACAAUGAUAAAUUAUUUCAUAAUAAUAAUGAUGAUGAUAAUGAUAAUGAUGAUGACGAGAAUCAAUCACUCUUGUUGCUAAUUGAAACAAUUGAAAAAUGGUUGAGUUUAUUUGAAAAACGUAUUGAACGUGUAUUACCUCGUGAAUUUUUAUUAAAUAAUUUGAAAUGUUCAUAUCUAUUUUCAUUUACAAGUCAAAUAACAAAUGAAUUAGAUAUACCUGGUGAAUUAAAUGUACCACCUGAAACACAAUUUUAUUUUCGCAUAAAUCGAUUUUUAUCACAUAUUCAACGUGUUAAAAAGAACAAUCAAUAUUAUCGUCGACUAAAAAUUCGUUCUCAUAAUGGAAAAUUAUUUUAUUAUUUAUUAUCAAAUGAUUAUCGUUCAAAAUAUUUAAAUAUUGAUGAAAUAUCAGCAACAACAACAACCAUUAAACAACAACAAUUACAAAAUCGUUCUUCAUUACUCAAUUAUAUGAAUACAUUUGCCGAUGAUAGACAUUUAAAUUAUAGUCAAGAACAAUUACUACAAUUUUUGAGAAUAGUAAAUCCAUAUUUAUUGAAACAAAAAGAAACAUUAAGACGUCAAACUCAAAUGUAUAUACCACGAUUACUAACAUAUUUACCAUCAUUGAGAUUAAUUGAAGAUAACUAUGUGUCGAAAACGUUAAUUGACAUUUAUAACGAAUCAAACAGCACGAGUAAGUAUAAGAUAUAGAAAUCUUGUUUAGAGUGUUUAGUACGAAAAUUUCUCUACUUAUAAAUAUCUUUAACUUAAAUUUUAGUAAAGAUAAUUUUUCUACUAAUUUCAUACUGAUUCUUCUCUCUGAGAUAAAAGUAACUAAUGAGUUAUAUUUGAGUAUUGUACUUUCACUUUUAAAGAAGAUUGAAGUAGUAUCCAACACACUUCAAAAAAUAGUAUCUUGUUUUACAACAAUUUCGAAAUCAUUCUGAAGUUUAGUGUACUCACGAGGGAACCUCUCCAAAUGUUCUCUCGUUUUUUCACGAUAUGUAGCAGGCUAUAAGUCAUUAUUGAAUAUAAACCAUAAUUAUAUGUAAAUGUUUUACGAAAUGUAAAAUAAUUAUUUGCAUUAUCACCAU
This is a messenger RNA of Didymodactylos carnosus, 2305 nucleotides long. Lineage: Eukaryota; Metazoa; Rotifera; Eurotatoria; Philodinida; Philodinidae. The record is from the annotation of a GenBank genome assembly.